Closterium sp. Naga37s-1 is the source of this 2505-nucleotide messenger RNA. Lineage: Eukaryota; Viridiplantae; Streptophyta; Zygnematophyceae; Desmidiales; Closteriaceae. The record is from the annotation of a GenBank genome assembly.
AUGGAUGGCGCCGACGCCAUCGAUCCGCUCAGCCAAAGCGCGCCAGCGGCGGCGGCGGCGGUGGGGAUGAAGGUGACGCGGAAGCGGCCGAAGCUGACUGCGACGAUGCUCCUGUCGGAUGAGGGCUUGCCGUACGUGCUGAAGGAGCUGCCGAAGCAGAUCAAGCUGCGAGGGAAGGGACACGAGACUCACCUGGGGAUUGCCGUGACUGCGACGAUGCUGCUGUCGGACGAGGGCCUGCCGUACGUGCUGAAGGAGCUGCCGACGCAGAUCAAACUGCGAGGGAAGGGACACGACUCGGUGGGGGAUCUGCGAAGGAUCCUGGAAGGAUACGUGGGGUGGCACAAGCGCGUCUUCCCGGCUCUCUCCUUCCCGGAGUUUAUCGAGAAGGUGGAGAAACUCGGCAACACGCGCAGCGUCCGGGCGGGCGUGCGCGACCUAGUCGACGACUUCGAGCACGGGAGGGGCAUCGGUAGCGAUCGCUUUAAAGAAACGGCGGAUGCAGACGCAGGUGAUGGGGAAGGCGGUGGUGGGGAUGGCGACGCUGCGGGUGGCAGGGAGAAUGAUAGUGGGCAUGAUGGUGUCAAGGCGACUCAAGGGCCCGCCUGGCAGGGGGAGCAGAGCAACAAUAGCCCACGCGCAAGCAGCAAGAGUGGUCGAAUAAGUCCCAACCGUCACAGCGACCUUGACGGAAGUCUUGAUGAAGAUUCUGACGCGGAUGCUGGUUCAAGGGGCGAGGAGGACGGUAAGAUUGGCGUGGACGAGGCCGACGUGGAAGAGGCUGAUGUGGAAGCUGUUGACGUGGAAGGUGCUGACAUGGAGUUUACCCCAGAGAAGUCACCGCCAGCUGUCAUCCCAUCUGCCAACCCAGCCGCCACUCCAGCCGCCAACCCGUCUGCCACUCCAACCGCCGCUCAGCCACAGAGCAUUGCUGCAGCAGGCUCUGAUUCCCCCACUGCGCAUAGUGAGGAUGCUCUUAUGGAGGAUGACAUGGGCGCGGGCAGCCCAGCAGAGGCCCCGAGGGACACCCCUGGCAGUGUGGGUGCAGGCGUGAAGCGCAAGGCGAAGAGGCUUUUGAGUCGACUCAAAAGUCAUCCUGUGGCUGUCCCUGGUAAUUUGGGCACGGGCGCCACAGCAGAAGCCAUGGUGGCUGCUCCUGGUGGUGUGGGUGCAGGCGUGAAUCACAAGGCGAAGAGGCGACGGGUGAUUCUAGAGGACGAGGAUGAGGAGGAGGAUGGGGACGCUGGUGCUGGUGGUAGUGGUGCUGGUGGUGCUGGUGCUGGUGCUGCUGGUGCUGGUGCUGGUGCUGAUGCUGGUGCUUCUGGUGCUGAUGGCAAAGGAUCCAGCAGCAAACACAAAGAAGAGGGUGAGGGGCUGAAGGCGUGCAUAAUGGAGGAGGCAGAAGCGCAAGCGGACGGAAGGGAAGCAGGGAGCGACGAGAUAAGGCUUCCUGGUGGCGAAAAGGAGAAGGAAGAGGAGGGUACAGAAAAGGAGAAGGAAGAGGAGGGUACAGAUGAGGAGAAGGGAGAGGAGGGUACAGAAAAGGAGAAGGAAGAGGAGGGUACAAAGGAGAAGGGAGAGCAGGGUACAGAAAAGGAGAAGCAAGAGGAGGGUACAGAUGAGAAGGAGAAGGGAGUGGAGGGUACAGAAGAGAAGGAAGAGGAGGGUACAGAAGAGAAGGAAGAGGAGGGUACAGAAGAGAAGGAAGAGGAGGGUACAGAAGAGAAGGAAGAGGAGGGUAUAGAAGAGAAGGUAGAGCAGGGUACAUUAGAGGAGAAGGAAGAGGAGGUUACAGAAGAGAAGGAAGAGAAGGAGGGUACAAAAGAGAAGGAAGAGGAGGGUGCAGAAGAGACAGAAGAGGAGGGUACAGAAGAGAAGAUAGAGGAGGGUAUAUUAGAGGAGAAGGAAGAGGAGGUUACAGAAGAGAAGAUAGAGGAGGGUAUAUUAGAGGAGAAGGAAGAGGAGGUUACAGAAGAUAAGGAAGAGGGUACAGAAGAGAAGGAAGAGGAGGGUACAGAAGGGGAGAAGGUACUGGUAAUGGAUUUGGAGGGAUCUGAUGCUGCUGCUGCUGCUGCUGCUGCUGCUGCCAUGUCACCUGCAUUUGGUCCUCUUGCUGAUGUGGCACAUGGACCUGCAGCUGAAGCAUCUGAACCUGCUGCUGUGGCACCUGAACCUGUUGCUGUGGCACCUGAACCUGCUGUUGUGCGUGCCGCAAAGGCAGAUGGUGGUGCUGACACCACGGAAUGUGCAUCUGACCCCUCAUGCGCCGCUGGCCCCUCAUGUGCCACUGGUGCUGAAGAGCCUCGUGCUGAUGAUAAUUCUGGUGACAUUCUUGUAUUAACUGCUGUUGCUGCAGCUGCUGCUGCAACGGCUGGUGCUGCGAAAUCUGGUGAUGCCGGUGGUGUUGGCACAGGUGGCGGAUCUGCAAUUCUUCCUGGUAGUGCAGCGAGGUAUGUGAGUGAGGAGGAGCUUGCUGAUUUCAUCCAGUUUUUGGAUGACGUGUGA